This is a messenger RNA of Anguilla anguilla (European eel), 2027 nucleotides long. It is a transcript of the gene guca1b, whose product is annotated as guanylate cyclase activator 1B. Gene Ontology annotation, molecular function: calcium sensitive guanylate cyclase activator activity; calcium ion binding. The transcript is spliced from 4 exons. The record is from RefSeq and is a predicted model, not a curated record. Gene Ontology annotation, cellular component: photoreceptor inner segment; cone photoreceptor outer segment. Lineage: Eukaryota; Metazoa; Chordata; Actinopteri; Anguilliformes; Anguillidae. Gene Ontology annotation, biological process: visual perception. The coding region runs from base 480 to 1076 and encodes 198 amino acids.
AUGUCCCAGCGACUGGUUAUGACGGGAAAUCUCCUUACCUGCAGUUCGUUGCCCUAAUUGAUGUUGACAUGAGCUCCUAUGACUAACCCCUGCAGAAAUGUCCCGCUCCAUCUGAGCUCAAGCAUUCCCAGACCAGAACAGAAGAGUGGCUCUUUUUAUGUGGGUUUGUCCUUUUAAAAAGUCCCCGCUUUAAAAAACGAAAUAUGCCCUAGUUCCAGCAUUUACUCAGGCUCGAAGCUCUUAGGAAAUACAACUCUGAACCAGAAGAGUAACAAUAAGGAAACCGUAUAGUAAAAACAAUAUUGUACUGACGUUUGACGGACAGAAAUAUGGCGGAAUAUACACUGUAGAGAGAAGGAUGUAUGUUUGAGACGUGAAAGGACAACUGCCUUUAGGUGAAGGAGAGGAAAAGUAAACGGUAAAUCUGUUUUUGAACAUGAACGUGAAACUCUUUGGUUGACAUACAAAUAGAAAAAAAAAUGGGUCAGCGUCUCAGUGAAGAAAUGGACACGGACAAGGAAAUCGACGUAGCGGAAUUGCAGGAGUGGUACAAGAAGUUUGUGGUGGAGUGCCCGAGCGGCACGCUCUUUAUGCAUGAAUUCAAGAGCUUCUUCGGCGUGCAGGAGAACCAGGAGGCAGCAAGUUACAUUGAGAACAUGUUUCGCGCCUUCGACAAGAACGGGGACAAUACGAUAGAUUUCCUGGAGUACGUGGCGGCACUGAACCUGGUGCUGAGAGGCAAACUGGAGCACAAGCUGAAAUGGACGUUUAAAAUGUAUGACAAAGACGGCAGCGGUUGCAUCGAUAAAACAGAGCUGUUGGAAAUAGUGGAGGCCAUAUACCGUAUGAAGAAGGCCUGUCACGGAGAGCUGGAUGAGGAGUGCAACCUGAUGACCCCAGAUCAGGUGGUGGACCGGAUAUUUGAACUGGUGGACGAGAACGGAGACGGUGAGCUCUCUUUGGAUGAAUUCAUCGACGGGGCCCGGAGGGAUAAGUGGGUGAUGAAGAUGCUCCAGAUGGAUGUGAAUCCAGGGGACUGGAUAAAUGAACAGCGACGGAAAAGCGCCAACUUCUGAAGAAGAAAGAAAGAUGGAAAGAAAAUCUUUGAAAGGGGGACCAGAUGUGUUCUGCCACUAUGCUGUAGCUUCUUCCACUCUGCUGUUACUACUCAUCUCCCUCUCCCUUCUCCCGCCCGGCUGUACCUCCUCCUCUCCCUUCUUCCUCUCUGCUGUUCCUACUCCUCUCCCUUCUUGACCUGGAAGGCUAUUCCACACUUUGACUACUGUGUAUGCUUACAGCACCUGGUAUUCCCAGGUGGUCUCCCAUCCUGUGUAUGUAUGUGUGUGCAUGCUUGUGUGUGCUCCUGUUUGUGUUUAUAGUGAUUUUUCUGCUAAAUUCCUUUUGCACACUCUUCCCCUCUCAUGCACAUAGAGCUUAUGACAGCAUUCCUCCUUCCUAAUAUGUCCUGUUGGUCAGCAUUUUCCAAACUAUUCAUUGUUAGAAGGGUGGAAGGAGGUUAUGAUAUAUGAGAAAAGCUAUUUUACACCAAUCAAAACAAAGACUGCCUUGUACAAACAAAUAUACACACAACAUUCCAUAUUAGAACAUUUAGUAUUAAAAUAGAACAGAUUACAAAGAUUCAUUUGUGUACACAUAAAUGAACAGAAUCAUUAGCAUUCAUAAUUACACUGGCAAAGGCUUCCACCGUGGAGUUUUACAAAUGUGCACGUGAGUGAAAUUAGUUUAAAAUAACUUUUAUUUAGAAAUGAAAGUAAAUUUGUCUUUUUGUUGAUGAGUAGAUUUAAUUGUGAAAUUUUAGACCUACUAGUAAUUUGGUGCAUUUUAUUGUUCCUUUAGACAUGUUUGGCUUAAUAAGAGGUGGGUCAUGUGGGUUGUGCCCUGUGGAAGCUUCAGAACCUCCAGUGUAAAUAUUAGGUUGUCCACUUCUAUUCUACACUGGGAUGUACUUGCUUUUACACCGCAGACCCUAAAAUUGUUAGUUUAGUCAGAGCAGGGACAACAGCCCC